Penicillium macrosclerotiorum is the source of this 762-nucleotide messenger RNA. Its product is annotated as ribulose-phosphate 3-epimerase RPE1. Lineage: Eukaryota; Fungi; Ascomycota; Eurotiomycetes; Eurotiales; Aspergillaceae. The record is from RefSeq and is a predicted model, not a curated record. Gene Ontology annotation, molecular function: metal ion binding; D-ribulose-phosphate 3-epimerase activity. The coding region runs from base 1 to 762 and encodes 253 amino acids. The transcript is spliced from 3 exons. Gene Ontology annotation, biological process: carbohydrate metabolic process; pentose-phosphate shunt; pentose-phosphate shunt, non-oxidative branch. Gene Ontology annotation, cellular component: cytosol.
AUGUCGCCUCCCGCCAUCAUCGCCCCCUCGAUUCUUAGCGCCAACUUCGCGAAUCUCGGCCAUGACUGCGCGACCAAGAUGAAGGAGGGCGCCGACUGGCUCCAUGUCGACAUCAUGGACGGUCACUUCGUCCCCAACAUGACUAUCGGAUGCCCUGUCGUCUCUCAGAUCCGCGGCUGCGUCGACCGACCCCUCGAACCAGGCUCGACCGGCACCUUCGACUGCCACAUGAUGAUUAUGGAGCCUCACAAAUGGGUCAAGGAAUUCCAAAAGGCCGGCUGUGACCUCUACUGCUUCCACUACGAAGCUGCCGUAUCCUCCGUCGCCGCGACUGACCCCACCGAUAAAACAACAACCGACCGAACCUCCCCGCGCCAAUUGAUCAAGUACAUCCACGAGGAGGGCAUGCAGGCCGGUGUCGCAAUCAAGCCGGAUACUCCGGUGGACGUCCUCUGGGAUAUUCUGGACAGCCCGGACCAGGCCGAGCGCCCAGAUAUGGUUCUCGUCAUGACAGUGCACCCCGGUUUCGGCGGACAGAAAUUCAUGGCCUCUGAGUUGCCUAAGGUGACCGCUCUGCGCGAGCGCUAUCCCGAUCUGAACAUCGAGGUUGAUGGUGGUCUGGGCCUGGGCACGAUCGACCAGGCCGCGGAAGCCGGUGCCAACGUGAUCGUGGCGGGCUCCGCGAUCUUCGGCGCCGCCGACCCGGCCGAUGUCAUCAGCAAGCUACGCGAGGCAGUCCAGAAGCGACGCGGGACAGCUUGA